Molecule: messenger RNA, 1673 nt
Organism: Sesamum indicum (sesame)
Lineage: Eukaryota; Viridiplantae; Streptophyta; Magnoliopsida; Lamiales; Pedaliaceae
Product: DHHC-type zinc finger family protein
Molecular function (GO): palmitoyltransferase activity
Source: RefSeq, a predicted model, not a curated record
UAAUGGGUGGAGGACUAUAAUUAAAUGGAUUUGAAAGGUGAGAGAGUAUUAUUGUGCAUUUAAUAGAUGAAAAAGUAAAAGGAGACAAACAUAAAGACGAGGAAGUAAUAAAAAGAUGAGGCGAUGGUAAUAUAUCUCUUGGGCUGGUCAAUUCUCAGCUUCAUAUACAAAUGCCCCCCAGCCCAAUACCAAACUAGGCUACCGUGAAAAGGAUACAGCCUGUGGAAGCUCCAGCAAUCGGAAAUCUGGCUCCACAUACACUGAAACGCCUAUUCCCACCGGCUAUAUCCCGACGAUCGUCCCGUUUGAUCCUGCUACCAACUGGGACAGGGAUAUCCUACCGCAGAAUGGAUCUGAACCCCUUCAGGCUAUGCUCCGGACUCAAGUUCCUCGGCUACUUUAUGAUCCUCCUCGUAUUGGGUUUAAUUGCCAUCUCCUACGAUGCAGUUAUCCUUCUUACCUGGGGCCCCCACCUGCUCGAUGGCGGCUUUAAAUCAUUCGUGUCUUUCCUUAUUGUCACUCUUUUCCAUGUCCUGCUUGUAUUGUUGACAUGGAGCUAUUUUAUGGUUGUCUUUCGGGACCCUGGCUCUGUUCCUGCAAACUGGAAAACAUCCCCGGAACAGAAUGUAGCGGAUGAGAAUUUUGUCUCUUGCACUUAUUCAGCACCGGAUAAUUCAGCUGGGCCAUCGUCUUCAGAGGGCAUAGAAAAAAGACCUGCACUAAACUAUUGCAGUUACUGCAAAAAUGGCAAGCCACCACGGUGUCAUCAUUGUUCUGUUUGUCAACGUUGUGUUCUUAAGAUGGAUCACCAUUGUAUAUGGGUCGUGAACUGUGUUGGGGCUCGCAACUACAAAUUCUUUCUCUUAUUUGUGCUUUACACGUAUCUGGAAACAAUGAUGGAUACGCUUGUGCUACUUCCUGGUUUCAUCAACUUUUUUCAACAAGCCAAGCGUCAUUCUAGUUCACCUGGGAAUCUGGCAAUCACUUUCUUGGCCUUUGUUCUUAAUCUAGCUUUUUCGCUGAGCCUCCUUUGUUUUGUAGUUAUGCAUAUAUCUCUGCUGUUGAGCAACACGACUUCAGUGGAGGUUCAUGAGAAGAAAAAUGCUGUGCGGUGGAAGUACGACUUAGGAUGGAGAAAGAACAUUGAGCAGGUUUUUGGCACUAGAAAAGCACUGUGGCCCUUCCCACUGUUCUCAAAAGAAGACUUGGAGCAGGUACCUGCACUGCGUGGUAUAGAUUUUCCAACGCGCUCAGAUAUUAAUGUCUAAAGUAUAUAUUUCAACUGGGGUCGAAGAACAUUUUCCUUCAGAUGAAUACUUGGAACAACACCUGGGAGCUUGCUUGUACGUUGGACACUGUAUUGAAGACACUAUCAAUCAACAUCCCCCGUCAAGCUGAACUUGGGGGCUGAGCAACCAAAUUUAGCUUGGAUUUCAUUGCAAGGAAUGCAGGCGCAGAUAAUGGCUUUGUAAAAAUGUCUUAUGACUUGACCAGUGGCUCUAAUGUGUGUAGGUAGCACCAUCCACUCCUUGAAUUUAUCUAGGAGCAACUGGAGGGUUUCAAAUAUACAAGAAAAUUUUUUACCUCUUUAUUGAAAAAUAGCUUGUACAGUAUCAAAUAUCAUCCAUAGUGGAAUAAUGAAUUCACAUGCCUAAGACCAUUUCAGGUAAUUU